Eurytemora carolleeae is the source of this 1356-nucleotide messenger RNA. RefSeq lists its product as uncharacterized. The transcript is spliced from 10 exons. Lineage: Eukaryota; Metazoa; Arthropoda; Copepoda; Calanoida; Temoridae. Gene Ontology annotation, cellular component: membrane. The coding region runs from base 21 to 860 and encodes 279 amino acids. The record is from RefSeq and is a predicted model, not a curated record.
UAAAGCAGGAUGAAAAUAAAAUGGCCUGGAGAGAAGAUGAUUCCAUAGAGCAUGGGAUCUAUGUUGGCGAAUGCAGGAUAAUUCGGAACUCGAAACCGGAGCUAUCUAAGUUCAGUAUUUGGAUCCUAUAUGUAGUUUGUGCUGAGCUUAUGAUUAGAAUACUACCCGGAGUAAUUCUAAUCCUUCUCAACUCAAUUAUGAUCAGAGAUUUCAAUGCCGCGCUAGAACGAAGAAAGCGUCUCCAAGCAUCAAAAUUUCUUCAGUCCACGAGUAGACUGUCGCUAGUUGAGUCAGAGAAUUCAGAUGGGAAUAAAAACCUAGCAGAGCUUAACGAAGAAAAACCGUCCGUUCAGAAUGUAUUUGGAAUAAUGCGCUGGAGACCUUUCCAGCCCAAUGAGGAUGAGGGAAAAAAUGGCGGGUUAACCACGACUACAGAGAGUAUGGUUCAAAUAUGGCGGAUGAAAGCAAAAACCUCUGCUAGAGAUCAAAACAUUAUUAAACUUCUAUUCAACCUCAGUUUGAUAUUUGUAUUGACAGAAAUACCAAUGGCUAUCUGUAGAAUUCUUCAAGCUAUUUCACCAAGGUCCAGUGUUGAUGAUACUGCAGUCGUGAUGGAGAUAUAUAUUGUAUUCUGCAAUGUACUGGAGAUAAUAUUCGCUUCCUCCAACUUCUACCUCUACGUGUUCUGCAAUAAGGAGAUCAGGAACAAGGUUUUGACAUAUCUUCCACUAAAGCGUGCACGUGAACUGAAGGAAUCCAUUUUUACAAUUAACACAGACUCUAGCAGCUGGAAUACCAAGGAGAGUUUAUCCUUCCCUCGCUUCUUCAAAACCUCAUGGAACCCUGGCGACCAAACUUAAACCUUCUGGAACUCUAUCGAUGAAACUUAACCCUCUUGAAACCCUGGCAACCAAAUUUUUACCGCCUUGAACUCUGGCGACCAAACUUGAACCUCCUGGAACCUUGGCGACCAAACUUUAACCUCCUGGAACCCAGACGACCAAACUUUAACCUCCUGGAACCCUGGCGACCAACGUUCCCAACGUAAACCUCAUGGAACCCUGGCAACCAAGCUUAAAUUAACGUCCUGGAACCCUGGCAACCAAACUUAAUCCCCCUGAAGCCAUUGCUACCAAACUUAAACCUCCUGGAAUCCGGACGACCAAACUCAAACCAAACCCUGGCUACCAAACAACUUAAAUUCAAGAAAAAUUAGUUAACAUACGAAUGUUUACGUUAUUUAUUCAUGAAUUAAGGGUUUUCUUGGUCGGUUCAAGGUUUAGAAUCUAUAUAAUUCAGUGUGUAAACUUAAAUAGUUCUUCGUUUAAGAAGAGUAAAUAAAUUUGUAUUUUAAUG